This is a messenger RNA of Oryzias latipes (Japanese medaka), 4135 nucleotides long. RefSeq names its product heterogeneous nuclear ribonucleoprotein Ub (gene hnrnpub). Gene Ontology annotation, biological process: positive regulation of transcription by RNA polymerase II; alternative mRNA splicing, via spliceosome. Gene Ontology annotation, molecular function: promoter-specific chromatin binding; protein binding; RNA binding. Gene Ontology annotation, cellular component: ribonucleoprotein complex; nucleus. Lineage: Eukaryota; Metazoa; Chordata; Actinopteri; Beloniformes; Adrianichthyidae. The record is from RefSeq and is a predicted model, not a curated record.
UCCUCCUCCCCUCCCCACUCAACCGCCGUUUCAGCGCAGCUCUCCGCCGGCGAAGACUUCUCGGACAGCGGGUGCUAUUUUGGCGCAGUUUCCUGUCUAUAGGCGUUCAGUUAUUUAUUUAUCGUCGAUUUUUUAAAAACUGUUUGUACUCUUGCAUUCAAAAUGAGCACAAUUAACGUGAAAAAGCUGAAAGUGAACGAGCUGAAAGACGAGCUGAAGAAGCGUAAUCUGUCGGACAAGGGGCUGAAGGCCGAGCUGAUGGACCGCCUGCAGGCCGCGCUCGACGAGGAGGCCCUGGUCGGGGAUUCUUCUGCGGCCCAGGAGGGAUCGGAGGAGGAAACCCUCGAACAGGCCGCCGAACAGGAGGUGAUGGGAGAGGAAGAGGAAGGCGACGGCCCGAUAGAAGAGAGCAUGGAGGCUAAUGAGGAAGAACAGGAUAAUGAUAAUGGGGACGAGGGCAAUGGCGUAGCGGAUGACGAAGACAUGGGUGAGGGGGAAGAAGGCGACGAAGACGACGAGAUGCUGAAGGGAGAUGUGGACGACAUGGAAAAAAUUGACACGGAGGAUGGUGAGCCCGGGGAGCAAGCUGCUGAGGGGGAUGCGGACAAAGACACGAAUGCUGAUCAGAAGAAUAAGAAGGGUGUUAAGAGACGCCGGGAGGAACAUGGAAGGGGCUACUUUGAAUUUAUUGAAGAGAACAAAUACAGCUGCGCUUCUUUCAAAUCUCCGGUUCCCCCGCUGGAGGAAGAAGAUGAGCAGUUUGAUGACACUAAAGUCUGCUUGGAUACCUACAACUGCGACCUGCACUUUAAGGUGUCGCGGGACCGCUACAGUGCCUCAUCUCUCACCAUGGAGAGCUUUGCUUACCUCUGGUCUGGGGGCAAAGCCAACUAUGGCGUGAACAAAGGCAAAGCCUGCUUUGAGAUGAAGAUUACAGAGAAAAUUCCAGUGAAGCACAUAACUAGCAAAAACAUGGAGAUUCAUGAUGUGCAGGUUGGAUGGUCUCUGGUCACUGGUUCACUACUGUUAGGUGAGGAAGAGUUUUCCUAUGCAUACUCUGGGAAAGCCAAAAAGACCACAAACUGCGUGACGGAAGACUUUGGAGAAGCAUUUGAUGAGAAUGACGUCGUCUGUUGUCUCAUUGACUUUGAGGGUGAUGAGGUGGUGUUGUCCUUCUCCAAAAAUGGUGGAGAACCAUCUGUGGCCUUCCAUGUCAAGAAGGAUUCUCUGAACGGUCAGGCGCUUUUCCCUCACGUCAUGUGCCACAACUGUGCUGUGGAGUUCAACUUUGGCCAGAUGGAGACUCCGUACUUCCCUGAGCCGGAGGGUUACACCUUCCUGCAGAAGAUCCCCAUCAGCGACAGAGUUCGCGGGCUGAAGGGGCCGCAGACCAAAGCAGACUGCGAGAUCAUAGUGAUGGUUGGCCUGCCAGGCUCUGGAAAGACCACAUGGGUGAAGAACCACGUUCAGGAGAACCCCGGGAAGUACUACAUCUUAGGCAGCGACACUAUUGUGGACAAGAUGAUGAUCAACAGCCUAAAACGCCAAUCGAAAGACAUUACAAAGCUGACCGCCAUUUCCCAAAGAGCGCCGCUUUUCUUGGGAAAGUUUAUCGAGAUUGCCGCUCGCAAGAAGAGGAACUACAUCUUGGAUCAUACCAACCUGUCUGCUCCAGGUCAGAAAAGGAAGAUGUGUCUAUUCGCCGGCUUCCAGCGCAAAGCCGUGGUCGUUUGUCCUACUGAGGAAGAAUACAAGCAGAGAGUCCAGAAGAAAGUGGAAAGUGACGGCAAAGAAGUGCCCGAGCAUGCUUUGUUAAAAAUGAAAGGCUUCUACGCUCUGCCGGAGGAGGGGGAAAGCUUCAGUGAAGUCAUCUACGCCGAGCUGCCCAAAGACGAGGCCUCCAUGCUUCUGGAACAAUACAAAGAAGAAAGCAAGACGGCUCUGCCCGCCGAGAAGAAGCCCAACCAGGGCAGCACCACUCCCAAACGAGGAGGGGGCCAGCGCAGCGGCAACCGAGGGGGCAAGAGCCAGUUUGGACGCAGUGGUCCCGGUCCGAGGGGAGGUGGUCGCGGCGGCUUCCAGAACAGAGGGAACUUCAGAGGACAUUUAUUCACAGCUCCUGCCCCCCGAGGAGGUUUCAGUCGGCCCCCUCGCGGCUUCCUACCACCACCAGCUUUCAGAGGGGGGUUCCCCACCCGUGGAAACUUCAAUCGAGGCGGCGGCCCCAUUCCUAGCUUGGGCGUGUCCCACAGAGGCGGUUCCAUGAGAGGAAACAUGGGCCCCAGGGGAGGCCCCAUAAACCGAGGAGGCCCAAUGAGCAGAGGGAACAUGGGCAGAGGAGGAGGAGGAGGCAGCAUGAACCGCGGGGGCAACCGGGGUCAUCACAGCCAGUUCCAACCAAGAGGCGGUAACCGUGGCAACUUCGGCAACAAGAACAGAGAUUUUGGCAACAACAGGAACAGCGGGAGCUUUGGCAACAGGAACGGGAUGGACAAGGCUCAGGCCUUCAACCAGAGCUGGCAGCAAGGGUUCUGGAACCAGAAACCGUGGAGCCAGCAUUAUCAGCCGGGAUAUUACUGAGAAACUUGUUCUCAUGGACUGGUGGCCGACACGGGAGAAUCCACCGCUAGCCACGGAACAUCCCAGCGCCCCGCCGUUCCAUUUCUUCUUAUUAUUUUUUAUUUUUUUCUUAAAACCCCACUUUUAAAGUUCGCAAACCCGCCACAGACUGUCAGACUGAGAACACCGAGCAACAACAUUCCACCGGAGAAAGCAGUCAGCAGGCGCGGGUUCCGGCUCAUCCCCCCUUCUUCUUUUUGUCAUUUUUUUCUUUUCGAGCAGAUUUUAUAUUUUCAACCACUUUUAAAUGAUUUUAAACCAACUUUAGUGGCCGACGUCUGCGGGGCAAAUGUACUGUUUCCUUCUGUUCAGUUUGUGUUUCAUUUGUGCUUCUUUUCUUCUCAUUUUUGAAUUGUAAAUAUAUUUUUUUUGAGUAGUUUGUCAGAAUUGUGAGGAACAGGACGAUUGAAAGGAAUCUGGCGUUUUUCUGCAGGGAAGCAUGGUAGAAUUUUCAAACAUUUAGACUGUUUUCUGUCUGUAGUUUGCUAUUGAAUCCUUUAAAUUGAACAAAAUUUAACACGUUUUAUUUUUGGUUUUGUUUACAUCAUCAAACCUGUAUCAAACUUCAUAGAGUUAACAAUAAACAUCUGGUUGACUUUUUUUUUUACAUCCUUCCUGCCUUAUGACUUCUACUUUUUUCAAAGGUGUGUUAAAGAACCUUUGGCUUAAAGGAAAACACUGGGAUGGAAUCUCUUAGGCUCCUUAUUGCUCCAUUCAAGUAUUGUAGUCAUUUGUAGUUUUUAGCUCCUCUAAUGUUUAUCACUUUGGCCUUUCGGCCAUUUUCAGGAUAGAACGAAGCCAUUUUUGCUCUUUAAAUUAUGGCUUUUUUUGAAAAAUAUGUCUCCAUUUAUUUGUUUUUUUAAGACUUCAUUCUCAGGAGAAAAUGUCUUCUUUUUUUUCCUUUAGCCGUUCCUUUAGGUGCAGUAGAGUAAUUAGUCUCAACACUGACCCCGCCCCUCUUUACCACAAGCGCUGGAUUUGGCACAGGAAGGGAAGUAGCUCAUUUCCACCAGCAAGUUCAAGGGCUACAGAGCGUCCCACCUCCGCUUUAUUGUGCAAACUAAAGGAAGUGGCAGCUUUUCUUUUUUAUUAUUCCUGAGGUAUCUUUAUUUUGAAGUGUUGGGACCCUUUCCUGUCAAUAGCUCCCCAAUUUCAAGUUUCUAAUUUUUUUUUUACCCUGUUAAAGCAGGAUAUGAAAUCUCACUAUAGUAGAAACUACAUUUUGAUGUAAUUAAUAUGAAACCUGUAAAUACUAAAAUCACUAUUUCAGUCCUGCAUGAAUGUUUAUUAAUGAACUUGCUAAUAAAUGUGGUUGAAGGAUCAGCUUUCCCCCUUUUUCUAAGCUUUGUGAAAGUGUAAAUGCUUUAAAAUUUGCAGAAUCCAGCUUUGGUUUUACAGUAGAACCUUCAGAUUUUUUGUGUUGCGGCUUUAACUGAUCAAACAGAAAGAGCAGAUGUUUGGUUUUGUGUCUUUUUCUUCUAGGUUGUAACAAUUAAAGGGAUAUAUUGCAAAUGUA